UCCUGUUGCCCUCUACCGGUGAAAAUAUGAACCAUUUUCUCUGUAGCGAUAAAAAUUUUUUCAUUGUCUCCAUUUUGAUCAUGAGUUAUUUUGAAUUGUUUGUCAUUAUGGUUAUAAGAUGUCGAAUGAUGAUGAAUUUUUGAGUCAGGAAUGUUAUGUGUAUUUAUCUCGAGUACAAAGUAGUGAACAAGCACCAAGAACAACCCGGUCUAAACGAACUAUCAUUGAGCCCAUUGAUUCUGAAAGUGGAAGUGAAUCUAGUUUUAUAACCAAAUCGCCAGCAUCUAACAAUAAUAGAAUGUCAAGAAUGUCUAGGAAGCGAGGAAGUGGAGAAGUUGAAGAGCCUGUUUCUCAUACUAACAAGGCUAAAGGUGGACCCUUGAGUAUGAAAAAAGUAAAAUUCGGUAUCAACUAUGACCCUGACAAGGACAAUUUAUCUUUUAUACCCGUUAAUCCUAACCGGUACACCACAAUUUCUGUCAUAAUCCCGCCAACUUAUUCAGACGCCGUCUCUGAUUGCUGUCUUUUCCCGUUGACCAAAGUCCAAUCAAAGAAAAUUAAUGUGGAUAAUUACUGUGUACUCCUACGCUUAGCUUACUUUAAUAAGCAAGACGGUGAUUAUGAAGAUAUCUUCGAUUACGGGAUGAAUAUCCGAAUUAAUGAUGUUGCAUUACCCUUAACGGCUCCGACUGCAGAUGAUCCUAAUGCUCCUUUAGAUGGACCUGCUGACAUUACACGAUAUCUCAUUGCAGAAGGAGUUAGUAUUGAAAAGGUCAGAAUUUCCUUCGAAGGACAAGCAAAGCCUCACAUUUUCUCAGUAGUUUAUUGUAAAAAGAAGCAAGAAGAGUUACCAUUUGUCCUUUUACGAUACAUGGAGCCAAACCAAACAUUCAAACUUGCUCACCGAGUCAAUGAAAGAUUCAUGUCCGAUAUGAAUAAGAUUUUCCGUAAAGUUUUCACUCUCAUGGAUCCCAUUUCUAAGCAGCGUAUCAAUAUACCAGUUCGUGGUCAAAAUUGUAACCAUGUCGAAUGUUUCGAUAAGGAUUCUUUCCUCCGCUCAAAUCGACGUAAAUUAGAAUGGGCAUGUCCGAUUUGCUCUCAAAAAAUUAAAGAAGAUCAACUAAUUGUUGAUGGUCUUUUCUCUUCCAUCAUUGCCAAAACAUUCACUACUUGUACUGCUACUGAACUUGAUUCUCAAGGUGGAUGGUCACCCGUUUACCAUAACAAAGUAUUCCGAGUUCGAACAGUUGAUCUUGAAAAUGACGUAAGCGAAGGAGAUGAAGAGGAAGAAGAAGAAGAAGAGAUGAAAUCUCCCGAAGGACCAUUAUCUCCGGUUGAUGUUCCACCCGAACCAGAAGAACCAGAAAUAGUUAACAAUACAAAUGAAUUUUCUGUUAUGAACGGAGGAGGCGAUGAAAUGAGUGUCACUAAGGAAGCUGAAAGUCAAACUCCCGGUCCAAAUUGGAGUCACAAUUUCGAAGUGGAAAAAGGUGACUCAUCUAUGGAUGCUAAUGAGCAAAGUCGACAUGAAACCGAUUUCGGAGACUCUGAUGAUCGUAAUAUCACCAAUGAACCAGAAAAUUCUUCUAUACAAUCAACGGUUAUCCAACGAAUUGAAGAUGAUCAUGAUACAGCUUCUCGAGAACAAGAGAUGGAAGAAGCUGAUUAAGAGCCAAUGUCAUUUUUUCUCGAAAAAUUCAUUCCCGUUUUUUUCCUCCAAUACUUUUUAACUUUACUCUUGAAUUACCCAUUUAUCCAGACCCAUAUCAUCAUUUAUUCAAACCCUUUCUUACUAAUGAAAACGAUUUCUGGUCAGUCCGAUGAACUCACUAAAUCCCUUUUCAUACGAAUAUCAAACUAAAUAUUUCAAUCUAAAUGUUUUCUUAUCCAACAAAACUGAUCCUUAAAAGAAAAACAUUUCUAGACAAUUUUUCUCCAUAAACAAAAAAAUAAACAUUCGACUACCGAACUGUAAUUGGUCUCAA
Molecule: messenger RNA, 1985 nt
Organism: Panonychus citri (citrus red mite)
Lineage: Eukaryota; Metazoa; Arthropoda; Arachnida; Trombidiformes; Tetranychidae
Product: E3 SUMO-protein ligase PIAS4-A-like
Exons: 6
Coding region: 119-1669 (516 amino acids)
Biological process (GO): protein sumoylation
Molecular function (GO): SUMO ligase activity; zinc ion binding
Source: RefSeq, a predicted model, not a curated record